CUGUUGUUGGCUGUGUGAAACUAAAUGGAACUAGUAUCAAGUGACAUUAAGGAACUUCUCAUCUUCGUUCAAUGUACUGUCAACGUUUAUUAAGUUUCAGAAGGAAUACCACUCUAGUAAUCUUCUCACCAGAGUUUGAUGAAUGCUGUGUGCGGUACUCACUGAUUUUUUUCAUGCAUGGAGCUGAACUGCUCCGAAACUACCCGUGGUGUGGCUAUUGUCUUAUGUUCACCGGUAGAGUGGAAAUUGUUAAAAAAUGCAGCUCAUUGAGACGUGAAAAGUACUCUUGCGCAUGCUCAGACGCCAUUUUGACGGUGAAAAUUUGAUGGUUGUAGCCGCCGCCAGUGAAGUAUGGGUAGAGGAGAUUUGGAAUAAGGAAUACAGUGUUUAUUGGAUGCAACUAGAGGCCAACAGUGUGUGCACCCUCCAGUGCAGGGAGUUGGGUAACUUUGGGUGCUCAACUGUGGCGAGGUUGCGUCUUAUUGGGCUACUAUGCCAUCAGUACCAAGGUGAACCGCCGGGCAGCUUGAAAGAUCCAGAGAUAGCAGAGCUUUUUGAUAAAGAUGAUCCAGACAAGAUAUUUGAAGACCUACGGGAGAUUGGCCAUGGCAGCUUCGGUGCUGUGUAUUACGCACGAUGUCUGCUUACCAAGGAAAUUGUUGCCAUCAAAAAGAUGACAUAUGUGGGCAAACAGAGCCUAGAAAAAUGGCAAGACAUAUUGAAAGAAAUUCGUUUCUUACGUCAGUUAAAUCAUCCCAAUACCAUUCAGUACAAAGGUUGCUACUUAAGAGAUCACACAGCAUGGCUGGUCAUGGAAUAUUGCCUUGGCUCUGCCUCUGAUAUAUUAGAAGUACACAAAAGACCUCUCAAAGAAGAAGAAAUAGCUGCUAUUUGUGAAGGUGUUCUACGUGGACUGCAUUAUUUGCAUUCACUUGGUCGGAUACAUAGGGAUGUGAAAGCUGGCAAUAUUCUUCUGACAGAAAAUGGAACUGUCAAACUUGCUGAUUUUGGAUCUGCCAGUAUUAAAUGUCCAGCCAACAGUUUUGUUGGCACCCCAUACUGGAUGGCACCAGAAGUUAUAUUGGCUAUGGAUGAAGGCCAGUAUGAUGGGAAAGUGGAUGUUUGGUCUUUGGGCAUUACCUGCAUUGAACUUGCGGAACGAAAACCACCAUAUUUCAACAUGAAUGCCAUGAGUGCACUGUACCAUAUUGCUCAGAAUGACACUCCUGUUCUUGGCUCCUCGGACUGGAGUGAUGUAUUCCGUCAUUUUGUUGAAGCAUGUUUACAGAAGAACCCUAAUGAACGCCCUACUUCAGGAAAAUUGCUUUCACAUCAACUGGUGGUUCGUCCUAGGUCACCACAUGUGCUUAUUGAUUUAAUACAACGCACAAAGGCAGCAGUGCGUGAACUAGACAAUUUAAAUUACCGCAAAAUGAAGAAGAUUCUAAUGAUCGAUGCAUUUGAAAAUGAAAGUACUGCAGGAGAUGCUGAUGAUACACCUGAUGAGCACACAGGAGACAGCAGCAAGAGCAACAGCAUCACAUCGGAACACUCAAUCCAUUCAAUGGGUGUGAGUGCCUCAUCGCAGUCGAGCUCUACAAACAGCCUUCCCCCACCGCCAGAUGGCAACGAUGGUGCGCCCGGCCACAACGGCCCUCCUUCGCCAAGCAAUUCCACCAGUUGUGCUGGUGCAGGUGGUGACCACAGUACUCCAAACAACUUUGCUACCAUCCGCACCACUUCCAUUGUCACGAAACAGCACAAGGAGCACAUGCAAGAGGAAAUGCAUGAGCAAAUGACUGGCUACAAGCGGAUGCGCAGGGAGCACCAGGCUGCCUUACUCAAGUUGGAAGAGCGGUGUAAAGUGGAAAUGGACAGUCACAAACAAGUUCUUGAUAAGGAGUACGAAGGACUCUUGCAAACUUUCUCCAAAGAACUUGAAAGAUUGCAAGCUCGCCACCAGCAAGAGUUGGAUCGUCGACUAAAGCAGCAUGCUGCUGCUGAGAAGAAGCUCCACAAGGAGAUAGCAGCACGGCAUGAUGCUGAUCGUAAGGCUUUUGAAGCUCACAAGAAGAAGGAAUACAAGGCCAGCAAGGAACGAUGGAAGCGGGAACUCAGCUUAGAUGAAAGCACCCCGAAACGGCAACGAGAUGCAACUCUACAAAGCCAGAAAGACAAUAUGAAAUUAAUGGAAGCACAAGAAGAACAACGGUUGAUUCGUGGUCAAAAAGAAUAUUUGGACCUUGAAAUUAGAAAGUUUCGAAGGAAAAAAAUGCUGGUGUAUCAUAAUCUUGAACAGGAAUUGCUUCGAGAAGAAUUGAACAAGCGGCAACAGCAGCUGGAGCAGGCCCAUGCAAUGCUUCUCCGCCAUCAUGAGAAGACUCAAGAGCUUGAGUACCGACAGCAGAAAGCUGUGCAUCAGUUACGCGAAGAACAAGUGCAGCGCCAGCACUCAACAGAGUUGGCUAACCAGCAGGACUACAUGGAACGUGCUGAGCGCGAGUUGAGAAAGAAGCAUGCCCUGGAGCUCAAGCAGCAGCCCAAGUCGUUGAAGCAAAAGGAGAUGCAAAUCCGGAAACAAUUCCGAGAAACCUGUAAGAUCCAAACAAGGCAAUACAAGGCCUUAAAGGCACAGAUCCUUCAGACGACAGCCAAAGAUGAACAGAAAGUAGUCAUCAAGAAGCUGAAGGAAGAGCAAAGGCGCAAGUUGGCUCUUUUAGGUGACCAGUAUGAGCAGAGCAUUGCAGAGAUGUUGCAGAAGCAGUCGAUCCGUCUGGAUGAAUCGCAAGAAGUAGAGUGCCAUCAUUUGAAGGAGCGUCUGCGAUAUGAAUUAGAAAUUCUUAUGGCCUACCAGUCAAAGAACAAAAUGCAGGCAGAGGCACAGCGCAAUCGUGAGCGCAAGGAACUGGAGGACAGAGUAUCUGUUCGGCGAGCCCUUCUUGAAAACAAGAUGGAGUUGGAAACGCAGCAGUUUCUACAGGAGCGCUCAGAACGUGUGCGCUUGCUGAAAGAACGCCAGGAACGUGAAUUAGAGCAAUUUGAUGAAGAGAGUGCUCGUCUUGGCUUCAGUGCUCUAGCCAUUGCGGAAGCAACAAAGGAGUCUUACCCUGAUGAGGAGAGUCUUUCAGGCUCCAUGCUAAGCCUGGCCCACAGCAACAGCUCCACAUCUUUCCCGCCAGGCAGUCUCUAGCAGAUGCUGCCUACAGUUAUGCUGUUACCUCCUGCGUCAUCGCAAGCAUCAAAGUAAAACGCCACAAUUGUGUGGUUGUCUGCCACCACUAAUCCACCACCUCUAACCUUUUGAGGUCUUCACUCUUUCCUUUGCGUGCAUAAAGCGAACUGAGCAGUGUGUCGCUCUUUAUGAACUGCCCGGUGCUUCAGAAGUGAUUUAUUCUCUGCCAUGGCUUUGUCAGGUUAUCAGAAAAUAGUAAACUGCUGCAUUGUACAAGCCCCUUUUGCGUUCUACAGCUGGAUAUUCUGUCCUCCACUGUAAAUGAGUCUCUGGACAUCUCUAAUCAGUGUGUGUGUAUAUGACUAGAAGCCAGAGUCUUUGACAUAAAGCAUCCAAUGGCAACAUGGCCGUGAAACUGUCAUGUUGAUGUCUAAUGUUACCUAUGCUUGCAUUCUUUGAAACCUCUGUGUACUGAGGGACAUUACGAAGAGCUAGCAAAGCAAUCAUAUGCUCAAUCUUUAGGCCCCGCAGACAGCUCAAGCAUUCUGAAGCCAGCCCCUUCUUUGCCAGCGAUUUAUGCUCUAUUAAUGGGUCUUCAGUAGGAUCCAUAGUCUAAAACAUAUUCUGAAGUGACUGCAUUGCCCUAUUUGUUUGUGUUUGCUGAAUUAGUGAUGUCAGAUUCAGUUCUGUAUAUUUUGCCAGUAUAGAGGUCCAAAUGCCCUCAUUCUUUUUAAUGCGAGUUUGCGAACCUAAAGUUCCCUUCUCUUUCACUUUGAUACAUUUAAGUGUUCUAUCCAUGCCCCCUUCUUCCAGCUUGCAUUCGGCUGAAAAUUAUUAAGAUAUUAUAUUAAAUACUUUACGCAAUUAUUCACUCGUCAUCGUUUUAAUGCUUAAUGUUUAUGUAGGUUGCAGUUGGGUAAUGUAAAUGUUGUAAUCUUGAUCACAAGAUAACUGACGGUUUUGAAGUAAUUCAGUAAAGUGCUUGUGCUCCAUAAUUUUUAUAUACUCUUGUUCCUCACCUGUACAGUUAUUUUCCAGCUUGAAACACUGCCCAACAUGUAGACUAGUGGUAUUUUUAAUGACAAUAACAUUGCCAAUGUUUGCAAUUUUUGCCCACAUCCAUAGCUUACAAGUAUGGAAGUUUAUUUACUUUUAUGAAAGUACUAUAUAAUUAAAGCAGUAUUUCAGUUUGAAGGGAACAAAUAAAGCUGGAGGAAUGGGGAAAGGUUGUUCGUGUGUCUAGUGCUGAUACAUUCUUAACCAUCCUUGUCAUGGUCCCAACCAACUUGGCAUUUCAGCAUGUGGUUGUUCAUUUGUUACUGAUGCAUGAAGACAUACAACUUUACGUUUUAACAGUUUUAUAUUUUAUUAUUGUAGUAAAUAAUCAAGCUUGCUAGAUUCAAACAUUCUUCGCUGUCAAUCAAGACUAUUGAACAAGUUAUUUAUAUUUCUUUCUCCUUUUUUUUCUUCUUCUCGUGUCCUUAUGAAUAAUGGGCAAGUGUGUUUCCAUAUUGAGAUGCUAUAGGAAAGAGUUGGGAAGCACUUAGAAAUAUUAAGAAAAAUAAAACUUUUACUCUUUGCCCAAUCUUAUUCUCCAGUGAAAAGGGAAGUAACGCUUUAUAAUAUAAUGGGAAAAUCUUGUUCAUUUUAAUUCUUGAAUAUUUGUGACACGAGCCAAUGUUGUGUGCAAGUGUGUGUGACUGACUAGAACAGGUCUUUGCCCAGUCCUGCCGAAGUGGAUUGAUGAAAAUGUACAUAUAUGUAUAUAAUGCUAUAUUUGUAUACAUAUAUUUACACAUGAAUAUGCAUUCUUGUUUUUAAAAGUUUAGUGUUAAUCUUGUAUAUGAUAAUUUUUUAUUAUCAAAUAUUAUUUGAUACUCAAAGUUAUUGUUUGAAACAAAAACAUGGAUGUGACCAGUUGGUUGCAACAUCCCUUUUAUAUUGCAAAAGAAUUAUAUUCUGUGUGAUGCGUAUAUUGUUUGUUUUGUAGAAAUGACUAAAGGGGAGUAGCAAGUAUUAUAAGAUGACACUGCUGACUGACGUGCUGAUACUGUGCAGAUGGCUGACGUAUAAAACGUAAAGCGACAGUCGACUGUUGGCUUUAAAAAUGUUUUGAAAUGUUUGUACUUGCUUGUAUGAUGAUUUUUGAAUAGUUGUUUUUUUGUUUUGUAACACUUUUAUACCCAAUCUGCUUUCACUUCUUACAAAUGUUCAGAACAGUAUGUUGUACAUAGAUGCAGUUUUAUGAGAAGAAUUAAUAUGCUUGAUACAGUACUUUAUUUCUGUGGUUUUAAACCCUAGUUCCAUUGGUCUGUUUGGAAUAAGGAGGAGAAAAACCAAAAAAGUAGUCAUUUAUGAAAAUAGUUGCUUUAGAAUAUUGCAUCAUUGCGUGCUCAUUGAAAUGUAAAAAUAACCUUUUCAGAACCAAAAACUAAACAAUAGUCAGAUUACAAUAAAGCUAACUGAAAAUAAAUAAAACUUUGUAAUAAUUAUAUAACAUGGCAGUGAAAAUGGAAAUAUUUAAAAAAAUGCUCCCUUCCAUGAAAGCUGAUAAGAACCCUUUUCUAUUGUAAACAUAGAUAUGUAUUAAUGUGUAACUAUCUUAUGAUUAUAUAUAUACAUAAAAAUAUAUUAUACAGUAAAUAGUGAAGGAGAAUGAAUGAUACCAGUGUAAACAGUUUUGUUUUAUCCUGCUUUUUCCCUUACAUCAUGUGACCAAGGUGAAAAAGCUCCAAAGGCAAAUAAGACUUUUGAACAUACUAUAUAAUAUUAAGGAAAUUGAUUUUGUUCCGUAAAAUACGGUUUUUGUUUGUACAUUUUGUUUAAUAUAUAUAUUAAUAAUAAUCAUAUUGCAAGAUGAUAUCAUCUUCUGAAAAAACUGUUUGUCUUAAAAUUAUUUGAGAACUCCUUACAAUCCCAUCCAAAAUUUGACAAAUAAACUGAUGUUACUUCUCUGUCAGUCCCUGUGAAGUCUACAAUGAAGGGUAACACAUUUUUCUCCCGAUCAAAUUGUCCUUUCAUUGUGCAAAGCUUCAGGAUGACAAAUGGACUCUUGAUCUUUUGUAUACAUCACCCUUCAAAUGCUAUUUCAAAUUAUACAUCUUUGUAGUUUAUCAUCAGUUGAUUCCAAUUUUAUAAACAAUUCUCCUUGUGUGGAAUAAGUCUUUUCUGGCUAAUUAAAUACAUCUUUUCCCACAUCAUUUGAUGUUGCACAAUUCCAUGUAUUCUGUUUUGAUUUCCGUAUAAAUAGGUGCCAAAUUUAUUUGAAAACAAAUAUGAAAUGUUUGAAAUAUUUUGCUUACUUUGUUGCAAUUAUUCACAGAGCCAACUAUUGAAUAAUCAAAACGGAAAAUCUUGUUGCCAAUAAGAGUAAAAGCAGUUCUACAAUUCUCCAGUGUAAGGUAACAUAUUACCAAGAAGGUACAAAUAAUAGAAUUCUAAUUUCAAAAUACUGUGGAAUAAAGUCUUACAAGUGGCUAAAAGGGACCAUUAUUUGUAAUAGAGUUGAUUUGUUCAUUAGCACUGAAAUACAAGACCAUAUAAGAGUCUUUCAGUCACAGGUGAUGUUUUAUCUUAUCCAUUCACUUUUUAACUAUGACUUUAUGAUUAAUAUUAUUUCAUUGACUUCGGCAGUACUCUUAUUACAUUGAAUAUAAUGCCAAAACUCAAAUAUAGGUCAUUACAUCGCAAUAUACAGAGCUCAGAUUUAUGUUACCCACAGAACAAAUUUUAAUAAUUUCUGGUACAAUACAUGACUUUUGUGUUGCUCAACACUUGGUAACUGACCAUUUGCAAAGCAGCAAGGUACAAAUCAUUGUUUUAUGUCCAAAAGUGAAACUGCCUUUUAGUCACAAUAUUGAUGGCUAAAACUCUCCUACAUAUCAGAAGAAUAUUGGGGACUACACUAAAAUAUCUUGUGGAAUUAAAUCCAGAUCUACCUCCAAAUCCUAUUCACACAGCUAAAAGUUUGACUUAGUUGAAAAAAUAAUCCACAAAUAAUUUUGAAAGGAUAUGGAAUAUAUUGCAAAUAAAAUGUUAAAAUACACAAUGUUAUGUGGGUUUUCCUCAAAUUUAUUUAAAAAUUGUUCACUAUACCUAGCAAUUUUAAUAAAUGUGCUUUAAAUAAUUUAAAUUCAUAAAUAUAUGUCAAAUGUUUGAUUCUAACAAAUGAAGAAACAAUACAAAUCCAGCUCCGGCAAUGAACAUCGAUAACGAAAUCACAGAUAUCCUGCUGUUAACCCACUACAAAUGUUAUGUUUCUUUUUAAUUUUUAUUUACAGGUGGAAAGUAAUCUAGUCAUAGCAAUUCCAAAAUUCUAUUAAUCUUAAAAUCACCUCAAAUAUUAAACAAAGUUUGAUUCCAAAUUUUCUAGUAAAUCCAAAGAUUCAAUAGAAAUAUUUGUUUAUAAUUUCUUGACUCAGAUCUUUGAACAGAACCUUGCUGUGUAAAAACUUCGCAGGGAGUUCAAAUUUAUAAAACUUCAAAUUCCAAGCUUCAAAUACAUGACAUGCAAUACACAAUCACUACAAGACAAUACCUUGGGAAUUAAUGAUAGUUGACAUAAGUUAACAAAACUAGAGAUCAAAUUUAUUUUUAUUAACAACUGAUUGAUACAAUCACCAUUUUAGGAUAUACUUAUAAAAAAACAAAUUUUUGAAUUGCAACAUUGAGCAACAAUGCAAUUUUUUAUUCUAGAAAUAAUAUGAACCAGAAUUAAAAUAACUCAAUUACUUGUAGAAAAACAGUCUACACACACACAUGCACACUCAAGGAAAAUUCAAGUAUUAUUGGACACAGUAGCAUUCUUAUUGUGCACAAUUCCCUAUAUAAAAUGAGCCCUAUUUUAAAAAUUGCUUGACAACCACAGCCCAAUUUGUACAAAUAUGUAUGCUGUAGUGUUAGAUAUAUUAGUUUUCAUUUCAGCUGUUCGUCAAUAUGUACAUACAGAUUCAGUAUUUCUAAAUAGGUGAUAAUGGGACUGAAUCAUUACUGAUUAUUUUCAAUUACUUGUGAAAUUCAUGAUCACAUUCAUUUGUUUGGAAAUUCCUAAUCAACGUUGAGUAAUAAUCAGUUAUAUAUUUCAUGAGAGUGUUCACUCUACAUUGAGAGGUAGGCAAUGAAUUCUUCACAAUUCAGUCCAAUAUCACAGCACAUUAACAAACUGUGCAAGUUAAUUAAUUGUGCUUUACUUAUGUAUAAAUGGCAAUUUCCCUAAAAAUCGCUGAACUAUAUUCAUUGCAAGCAAAAUUGCUGUACAUCUUUUCCUUCAUUCUGAUGGGAAUGAAACAAAGAGUAUGUCUUCACCAUGAAGCUAGACUAGUUUGUGCAAAAGCUAAUUUAAUACAGCAGUCUCCAAUGAUACUUCGAUUUUGAUUAAAAAGUUGUAUUAUAAAUUGUGCAUUAUAUUCAGUUCUGCACAUACAGUCCUAGGUAAAUUUACAACAUUUACAUUUACAAAUACAAAUCCACUGCAGUAAAUUGGAAUCUGACUGUCACAAAUGAUUUGUAAAUUAUGUACAAUAGGUAGAUACAUUAUUAAUUUCUAAAUCGGAAUGACUACUGGAGGAGACAUUCCUUGGACACAACUGAUUAGCUGUAACACCUCUUUGUAAUAUAUAAUCCAUAAAUUGUUGUACAAUCAACACUAUUACAUACGGCUAUUCUAUGUUCAUCAGGCAAUUAUGUUAUAGGUAAACAGGAUUAACUCAACAACAAAUAAUUGAAAACUUUUGAACACUAGGAAAUUUUGCAAAUAUUUGGGUACUGCUAUCACAAAUUACUUUCUUGUAAAAUGACUGUCACACGACAGUUUCCCUGGAAUUUAACUACCUUCUUUCUUUUAACUGUACACCAAUUGAAUAUGAAUGAACAAAGAAAAAAAUUGUCUCCCUGCAAUCUACGAGUGAAGCACGAAUGUAAAUUUAAAUGAAUUACUGAAUUAUUUUGAAAGCGUUUAAUGUGAAAGGACUAUAAAAUUUAACGAUUUCUCUGAAAGUUCUACUUAUACUCUGAAAUCUUAUGGCAAGAGAUGUGGAAAACAAGUACAAAAAAAACUAUUAUUCUGGGUAGUUAUCAAAUUACUAUGCAAUUUUUGUUUCAAGACAAACACAAAUCUAGGUACUACAUCCAGACCAAUUAUUUCCUUCAUAUUUGUACUUAACGACCAAGUAUCAAAAAACAACCUUUAAAAUAUUCAUUUAAUUUUUGUGCAAAAUGUGUGAAAUGAAUUCUCAGGUGCAGAACUAUCUUUCAUAUCUUCAUUCUGUUCAUUCAAAUACAUAUCUAUAAAGAUUCUAACCACAGUCAUAAUAAAAAUAAUUUGAUAAUACACUCAAGGAAACUAUAACUAGCCACAACUAAAGUGUUGCAAAAGGUGUACAGCUGAUACCAAAAGAAGCUGCAAGUUAUAAACAGUACCUCUAAUAAUGACCUCUAACUAAUGUCAGAUAUUAGCUCUCUCAAAAUUUUUGGUUAUGCAUUACUGAGUGGGUGAGAAAUCUGUAGGCAAUAAUAUACGUGUAUGCAUCUCUCGAAUCAAAGGUACAGUAUAAGCCACACAUUCAUCCCAACCUGGCAAACGCCAUGCUGCCUCACGCGUUUCUUUUCUUGUCUGCAAAUCUUUAUAACACCACAUAUGAUGGACAUUAUACAGUCGCCCAAUUUGAGAAAAGAAAGCAGCAAAUGGUUCAUCAUUAUUGCGGCGAUAAUUAAUGGCUCUUGCCCAAUUAUUUCCCCAUUCAAUCAUAGUUCCAGGUUUGAGACGAUAACUACGAAUUUCAUAUAUAUUUGAUCCAGUUCUCGGUACAAUGGGGGGCCAGUAACUGAAUGCGAGAACAUACUGUAAGUGACGGGACCGUAACAUUCCUCCACGUUCAGUUAACAGUUUCACCCAAUCCGGAUCUUUUGAAAGUUGCAGUUUAGCAUUGUCAAUAGAGGCAAAUCCACCAGUGUAUCUCCACAAAUGCAAGGCCUGGUCAAGAUCUCCCACUUGUACAGUCCAACUGCCUACCAGCUCACAAUGCAGGUCCCGGGAGUGAAUAAGCUGUGCACUUGCUUUAUAAUUCUGCAGGUACUUCUCCACUGAAUCUGGUCUCAUAUUAUGAGUCUGUAAUUCAUAUAUAACUUCUUUGUCUGACAGCAAACGCGAGUGGGAUUCUUUCGUGGGUUCGAUGCGACGAACCAACAGUUUACUGAACCAACCUUUUUCAUUUUCUUGAUGUACAGUACUAGUAGACACUAACCUUGAAGAAACUGGUGUCGCUGUUAUGGCUUUUGAAAUCGAAAGCGGCCUCAGUUUUCCCAGCGUAGCCGCCAUGAUUCCACAGGCACACAGCUGUAUCCAUCCCCCAUUAAUACCUAUAUUUGAACAUUUUUCCCAAGAUAGACGAAAAAUGCCUACCGGUAACAAAAAAAGUAGUUCAUUGACCGCAAAUAUGAAACAAAUUUAUGCAACUGAACUAUAGUGUAAUUCGCCUCAGUUUGUAAAUUAUUCGACGUAUGACAUCUAGAUUUAGGUUACAUUAUUUUAAUACAGGAAAAGCAACAUUUUUGUUGUGAAUUAGUUUUAUUCCAUGCAAUUUAUAUUGUUGCCUAUCUUCACAUGAAGCCCGCGUGGUUUCAAUUAUGGCACUGUGAUGACGUGACAAAUAGUGUCAAGCGGUACUUCAGCGCUCAUUUCUAUAGGAGUAGAAGUACCGCAAGGUUGGUGCAAAGAGUACAUCUAUGGGUUGGUGUGGGUGGAGUGGUAUAGAGCGAGAAAUGACCGUCAGUGACCUGUUGCAGCACACGAGCCUUCAAACGUCAAAUUGUUGCUUUAGUCUGUUUAUGUCCAAGAAGAAGACGUCGUUUUUCUCGAUUCCGUUUUGUUCUGUCGAUAGAAAAUUGUAAUCAAAACGGAUCGUAAAUUGUUAUUAUAGAAAAGGCUUGGUCAUGGCCCAGUUACUUUCUGCCGUUCAGAAGAUUACUCGACGGGAAGGAUCUCGAACUUCUUACCAGGAUUUGGACAAUACUGGGACAACAUCAAGUAGUAAUUUGGACCGUCAUCAUAUUGUUUCUCCUGAUGAUGAUUACUGCAGUAGAGUUGUAGAAGAAAUUGAAAUGGCAUCAGUGUCUGUAGUUCCUGAUGAUACAUUCACGGUCACACAAGCUGUUAAUGCUUUAGGAUUUGGUCGGUUUCAAGUGAAAUUGUCCUUAUUUACGGGUUUGUGUUGGAUGGCUGAUAGCAUGGAAAUGACAAUAUUGAGUGUUUUAAGUCCAGCACUUCAUUGUGAAUGGCAUAUAUCUCGGUAUCAGCAAGCGCUCACUACUACUGUUGUGUUUUUGGGAAUGAUGUUAAGCUCCACUUUCUGGGGUAAUUUGAGUGACAGAUAUGGUCGAAAACAGGCUUUAACAUUGUGUGCUGUAUUACUUUUUUAUUAUGGCUUGCUGAGUUCUUUGUCUCCAAAUUUUCUCUGGCUGUUGUUUCUACGUGGAUUAGUAGGAUUUGCAAUUGGUUGUGUGCCUCAAUCGGUAACCUUGUAUGCAGAAUUUCUGCCCACUAAGCAACGUGCUAAGUGUGUGGUACUAUUGGAUUGUUUCUGGGCUCUGGGUGCUUGCUUUGAAGUACUCUUGGCCUUGUUAGUCAUGCCGACCUUUGGAUGGAAGUGGUUAUUGGCUCUGUCCACUGCUCCAUUGCUGGCAUUUGCUCUUAUUACACCCUGGCUACCUGAAAGUGCAAGAUUUCAUGUGGCCUCUGGCCACCCUGAUCGUGCCUUGGCCACCAUCCAACAAAUAGCUGCUGAUAAUGGAAAACCCAUGCUCUUGGGUCGCUUAGUUAUGGAUGAUGCCAGUAGCUCAUCCAACCCCAGUUUGCGUGGUCGCACACGCGAUUUGUUAUGUCCUGAGUUAAGACGCACAUCUCUCCUUUUAUGGUUUAUCUGGACUUCUUGUGCCUUCUGCUAUUAUGGAGUGGUGUUGAUGACAACAGAGCUGUUUGAGUCUUCAGGAACAACCCAUUGUUCAACGCCCUUUCCUGGCUUAUUGAACAGUAGCUCAAGCAACAGCCAACCUUUUGUUGGGAGAGUGUGGGCAGGUCUAGGCCUACAUCCAGUCCAGACUUGCACAGCAGACUGUCGUGAACUCACCACACAUGACUAUGUGGACCUUUUGUGGACCACUUUAGCUGAAUUUCCAGGUAUUUUUGCAACAAUUUUUGUAAUUGAACGAUUUGGUCGUAAAGGAACAAUGGCUGUUCAGUUCAUUGUCUUUGCUGUUUGUGUCUGUUUUCUUUUUAUUUGUACAGAGAAUCGAAUAUUUUUAACAACUAUGUUGUUUCUUGCACGAGGAAUUAUUGCAGGAGUGUUUCAAGCUGCCUAUGUGUAUACUCCUGAGGUGUAUCCCACACCCUUACGUGCUGUAGGUGUGGGUACUUGCAGUGCAAUGGCAAGGCUUGGGGCCAUGGUGACACCAUAUGUGGCUCAGGUUUUGAUGCAGGCUUCACUGUUGCUGGCAACUGCUGUGUAUGGAGUAGUGGCACUGAUGGCAGCUAUUGCAUGUUUUCUGUUGCCUAUUGAAACCAAAGGCCAUGAUAUGAAGGAGAGUGUUCAAAAGAAGUAGUCACAUUAAACAAAAUAGUAAUUAAUGGGGUUAAGUUUUAAAUUUUUAUUUGUUAAGAAGUGCAGAUAAGAGACAAUCUGCUUUUGAUUUUUUAUGCUUAUUUUAACUUCUGAUUAAUCAAUUUUUCUUGCCAAAGUUAAAUAUUUCAAUUUUUGCAUUUCUCUAAUUGCUUGAUAAACAAAACUCAGUAUCACAUGGAAGGUUUUAUUGUGUGCAUUUUGAACACGUUACUACUUUGUGCUUUUUUUUUUUUUCUACCCUUCCAUCUUGGUUCUUCCAUUUUUCUUUCCAACCAAUUAUUUCUAUUACUAAUUGAUAUUUCCUAUAAGUAUACUAGUUUCUUGUCUUAAAAUCUGGAAAUGGUAUUAGGACAAUAAUUUUAAAUCAAUUAAUCGCUAUGCAUUACAAUUUUUAAUCAAAGCAUCUUUGGUUUUCAAAGGUUGAAAAUUAGAGAAAAAAAUAAUUUUUAAUUUUGAAGGUUAGUGAUGCACAGUGAAAACAUUAAGUAUUACACUGAUACAUUACAUUGAUAAUUUUGAAAAACACCUUUCUUCUGAAUCAUAAAUAAAAGAAUGUUUUUCAGGUUUUUCCAUACUCCUGCAUUUAAGUUGUAUUCAUUAGCAUCUAUUCUUCAGAAGAUUAUUGUGACCAAGAUCUGAAAUAUCAAUAUUACUUUUUAUGGAGUUUGCAUCAAUGGGUUAUGAGUCAUUUGUUCACAGCCAGGUCAAUAGUAAUACUAUAUUUUAAUGAUUUCACAUUUGUAUUAAGUUUCCCUCAUGUUAUGAGGUGUCCAUCCACUACCGUCCAGUAAUGAAAAACAAUAUUCCACAUUAAAUAAUUUUUUGAUAAUUUAUUUUUUAUAUAUAAGUAAUGAAUUUAAAUAAGGCAGAAGAUUAGAUAUAAGGCAAGUGCAAAUUGUUGGCUUUUGAGUUGUAGUAAGGAACUGAUAAUUGAAGCAUUGCGAGUUAUAAUAGCUUAGUACAACCCUUACCUUAGAUUGUAUGAAUCGUUAAUAAUGUAUGAAUCAUUUGUUACGUAAUUUGUUCUAUUCAUCAAUGCAAUUGUACAAAUUUCUUUUUUCAUGAUUUUUUUUUCCUUUCAGUAUAAUCCCCACUAUCACCUUCAGUUAUGUUGUGAAUUUGUUUUCAUUAUUAAUAUAUUUCAACAACAUUUAAAGGGAGUCAUAAAACAACAAUUUCCUUUUUUGUUUUUAAGUUCUAACAUUUCUUAAAUCUUUUGAAUUUUCUGAAUAAAAUGAUAUGUACAUCAUUAAAUACUCAUUUACAGAGUAAUCAUAAUAUAUUGCCGCAAUCCAACAAACAGUAAGUUUCAUACUUCUGGAUUUCUGCACAAAUGUUAAGAAAAAAUAUUGUAAUUUACUAUGCUGUAAAAUAGAAACACCACUUAAAAUAUUUAAAUCUGCUUAAAAGAUUUCCACCAAAGUGCUCCUAAAAUUUUAUAGCAUUAGGUUGAAUACUUGGAGAUAAUGGGGUCAAAUGUGCAGCCAAAUUGGGAGAGAGUGACUUUAUGACUCUUCCGUUCGGAACUGUAAAAAUCUUAAUGUCAUGAUAAGUGGAUCCUGAAAAUAAACGUGAAUUCAAAUUUUAUGUGAAAUUUCAUGUAAUUUGUGAAAUUUAUUUUAACUUAACUCUAAAAUUCUUAUUAUUCAUUUAUUUUUUGUCAUCUUUCAGAUCACAUCAUAUAAUUUUGUUAGGUCAUGAAACUUUCCAUGAACAGUUGUUAUUCUGUCUAACUUUAUCUCAUCAUAGACAUUGUUUGUGAUUAAAAAAUUACAAUGAAGAGAUAGAAAUUCCAUUAUUCUUUUCUUUGUUCCAUUACUGUUGCUUACUCCCAGAAAACUUAAAUGUACCUCUCAAAAGCUCCUUCAUACAAGCCUUGUGAUUUAAUACUUACCAAAUGUCACACUUAUUUUGAAUUUGUCUAUUUAUUUUACUUUUUAAUAAUGGAAAACAUAAUAUUAGCUAUCUGAUCAUUGAUUGAAAAUGCUAAUGAAGUUGUUGAUAAAAAAACUGAUUUGUGACUUUAUCAACUAGUCCUCACUGGUCUCUGUAUAUUCUAACUGAAAUUAUUUACCACAAACUUGUCAGCUGGACUGCAAGGUCUGAAGAAUAUUUACAUGUGCUUAUGUUUGUUGUAAUUUGUUAGUGUAAGAUAGGCUUUUAUAAACCUUGUUGUAUUUCCUAAAGAUUUUAUGUACUGUGCAUGUAAGUUGUGUUUUUUAUUUAUUGAUUGAGUGAUUAAACUGAUCAUGUAAACUAAUAGUAUUGUCAAAAUGACUGAAUAGGAAGUUGACUGCAAGUACCAAGAAUUUGUAUUUUUAUUACACUAAGCAUAUUCAUCUCUGAUUGUAACGUAUUUAUGUAGAAUAGAUUUAAAAAUAUACCAAACUUUUGGUUAUAAAUAAAUAUCUUUAUCCCUUGAAAUUCCCAACCAAUUAUCCAUACUCCUUAAUUACUACAAGUUAAAAUGCCAAC
This is a messenger RNA of Gryllus bimaculatus (two-spotted cricket), 15261 nucleotides long. The record is from the annotation of a GenBank genome assembly. NCBI's taxonomy places the organism in Eukaryota, Metazoa, Arthropoda, Insecta, Orthoptera, Gryllidae.